Molecule: messenger RNA, 789 nt
Organism: Stereum hirsutum FP-91666 SS1
Lineage: Eukaryota; Fungi; Basidiomycota; Agaricomycetes; Russulales; Stereaceae
Product: glutathione S-transferase
Exons: 7
Coding region: 7-681 (224 amino acids)
Source: RefSeq, a predicted model, not a curated record
AUCACCAUGUCCGAGAAGCCUAUCAUCCUUUACGCCGCACCCACCGGAAAUGGGGCUAAGGUGCCUAUUUUUCUCGAGGAGCUAAAGGCGGCGUAUGGCACGCCCGACUACGACCUGAAAAUCAUCGAUCUAAAAUCGAAAGAACAAAAACAGCCAUGGUUUAUAGAAGUCAGCCCGAACGGCACCAUCCCCGCCCUGACAGACCGUUCCCGCGGAAACUUCAACGUGUUCGAGACGGGCGCGAUCCUGCUCUACCUCGCGCAUAACUAUGAUAAGGAAGGAAAGUUCUCGUUCAACGAGCAGACGGAGGAAAAGGAACAUAAUGAGAUGCUGCAGUGGAUGUUCUUCGUCCAUAGCUUCGUUGUUCCCAUGAACUCGCAAGUCAUGUUCUGGACGUACUUCGCUGAGCAGGAAAACCCUGUCGCUCGCGAACGCUAUGUGAGCGAGGUAAAGCGCCUCUAUGGAGUGCUCGAUACGCGUCUGAAGGAUCGCGACUACCUCGUCGGGCCUGGGCGCGGAAAGUACACUCUUCUGGACGUGUCGACUUGGUGCACGGUCAACGUAUACGGACGCGCUCAGAUUGCAGCGAACUUGGAUGAGUGGCCUGCUUUGAAAGCGUGGCAUACGACGAUAGCAGCCCGAACCCCUGUGCAGGCUGCCUUGAAGGCCGUAAAGUGGUAAUCAUAGUCGACGCAAAGAGAGCAGGGGUCGUCAAAUGCCUGCAUGAAUACCAAUGUAGCCUGCCACGAAUUCAAUUGUUUGUAUCACGAGUCCAAGGAUAUCCAGCGC